This is a messenger RNA of Sphaeramia orbicularis (orbiculate cardinalfish), 2139 nucleotides long. RefSeq names its product FAST kinase domain-containing protein 3, mitochondrial-like. The transcript is spliced from 6 exons. Gene Ontology annotation, cellular component: mitochondrial matrix; ribonucleoprotein granule. Gene Ontology annotation, molecular function: RNA binding. Lineage: Eukaryota; Metazoa; Chordata; Actinopteri; Kurtiformes; Apogonidae. The coding region runs from base 49 to 2043 and encodes 664 amino acids. Gene Ontology annotation, biological process: mitochondrial RNA processing; regulation of mitochondrial mRNA stability. The record is from RefSeq and is a predicted model, not a curated record.
UCCAUAUACUCUCUUUGGUUUAGAUCUGGGCUGUCCUGGACUGGGGUCAUGGCUUUGAAGCUGGUCAACAGACUUCCCAUGCUGGGGAGGUUCGGGAUUCCUCGGUGCCCUUUUAUCGGUCCUGUUCGUCCCUCCACCAGGCUCAGUCCAGGUCUUCCCGUCUGUGUAGCCUGUCUCUGUACCUCAUCCAGCCACUGCAUCCGAAGCCACGGCUGUCGACAGCUCAAGCCAGACUGCUGGAAAAGAAACCUGACCACCACCAUAGUCCGGGAACCGACCUUUGUUGGCAGCAAUUCUGUUGGACUCCACAAAGAUUCGUUCCCUCGGUUCCGUCUGACCCAGCUGCACAGACCCACAGCCACAGAGGAGGAGGUUUUCCAUCGGCAUCUGAACAGCUGCUCAUCGUCCAGGCAGGUGCUCAGACUCCUGCGGACAGUAGAGAUCAUGUCUGACACCAUGGCUGCUGCUGUGCUUCACUGUGUGGCCGAUCUGGAGCAGGAUGGUCACUCUCUAAAGGACCCCUCAGUCCUGGAGAACGUCACCAUCAGAGCCCUGUGCCUUCAGCUGGAGGAGGACUCCGGGCGGCUGACAGAUGGUGGUCUGGUAUCAGCUCUUCUAGCCUGCACCCGCCUUUACUUGGAUCCCUGGAGCACCCUGAUGGUGCGGCUGGUGUCUGAGAGUCAGGAAAGGUUGGACAAGGGAGAGAUGACUGUGGAGCAGCUGUGUAUCCUGGGACAGGCGAUGCUGGCUAUAGAGGGUCCUGGUUCUGUGAUGCUGGAGCAGGUAAUGUCACAAAUCCAAAGACAGGAGCCUGCUCAGUGGAGCCUUGAAGACCUCAGUGCUGUUUAUAGACUUCUGCAAAGUGGUGGAGGUCUAGAUGGAAAGUACUGUGACCUGCUGAACGCCAUGCACACCCACGCUGUGACAGUCACCUCCCGUAUGAAUCCUACUGUGGUUAGUGAGCUGCUCAGUGUCCUUGUGAGCUUAAAUCAGACUCAGGCUAUGCCACUUGUGAUCAAUCUAUGCAAGCAGGCAGUACGACACGUACCUCACUUUACUGAUGAGGAGCUCACCCUUGUGCUAGGUGCACUCAUGCACUUUGGUCACAGUGAUCAUUACUUUGUGCAGGCAAUGGAGAGGUAUGUACCCACAGUAGCCUUCACAUCCCACCCAGAGACUGUUACCAAGGUGAUGCAGUUCUUUAGUCGGAGGAACAUCUUAUCGCCUUUGGUGUUUGACUCUGUGGCUGAGAGCUUUGUGUACCGGGCGGAUGAGUACAACACCAGCCAGGUGGCCAGGCAGAUCAUGGCUUAUGGGAAGCUGGGCUACCUCCCACCCAAUGCUGGCGAUGUGUUCAGGAAAGUUGAAACAACCCUGCAAAAACGCUUUUCACAUUUCCAGCCUCGGACAUUGAUCAACCUGCUUCACUCCUGCAUCCUCGUUGAGAGGUUUCCUGUGAAUUUUGUCUCCAAAGUUUUUGGAAGUUAUUUUCUUCAGCAAUUGCAAGAGCAGGACACUGGAAUGGACCGAUAUGUUCUGUCACAGCUGACUCAGCUUUACAUAACUGUAAAGUUGGAGUGUCCUUUCUAUGAGGGGCCCCGGCUCCUCCCCAGGUACCGCGUUAAGUCCUUCCUCACACCUGGACGCUCCCUGGAGACGCCUGUGGACACACAUCUGUACAACUCGGUGAAAAAUGGACUGUUGAAUUUACUCGGUGCUCGAUCGUACUUUGGAUCCAAGGUUUUGACGCCGUACUGCUACACAAUCGACAUGGAGAUAAAAGUGGAUGAAGACGGGUAUGUGCUGCCUGCCAGUUAUAACGACGACGUAUACAAGAGGAUAGCACUUUGUAUCGAUGGACAAAAGAGGUUCACUACAAACACAAGGCAGCUACUCGGAAAAGAGGCCACUAAGCAACGACAUCUGAGGCUUCUGGGAUAUGAAGUUGUUCAGAUUCCUUUCUAUGAAUUUGAAAAAUUACAAACCAAGGCCAGUGUGGUGGAAUACCUGCACCAGAAGAUCUUCCUCACAGUUACAGACUGAGCUGGUGAUUUAAUGACAGAAGAAAUAACAUGAUAGAAGUGAAAUGAAGGGCUGUUUUGUUUUCUAGUUUAAAUAAAUAUUUAUUUUUGCUUAUGA